This is a messenger RNA of Medicago truncatula (barrel medic), 938 nucleotides long. RefSeq lists its product as uncharacterized. NCBI's taxonomy places the organism in Eukaryota, Viridiplantae, Streptophyta, Magnoliopsida, Fabales, Fabaceae. The coding region runs from base 75 to 674 and encodes 199 amino acids. The transcript is spliced from 2 exons. The record is from RefSeq and is a predicted model, not a curated record.
UGAACUUUGAAGUGUUUAUCACCAUCCACCGAAAAUUUCAAGUUUAUUUCAAUCGGAUAACACAAAAAACACAAAUGGCUUGCAAUUCUACACCUCUCCUAUCACCACCAACAACCACCACCAUCUCCCCCAUCAACCACCACACCCUCCAACCCCUCUUCCUCACAAAACCCACCUCCACCCACAGCCGUAAACUCACCACAAAACUCCAAGUCUCAUCCUCACCAACAAACAAGCCCACAACCCCAAUCACAUCCAGACAACCACCACCUCAAAAGCCCAAUGCAGAAACCAUCUUCUUCGACGGUGGAGCUCAUUACGGAGACCUCAUCACCAACCUCCUCCUAGGGUUCACUCUUGUAUGGCUCCCCUUAACACUAGCAGCAGUUUCACGUGCACUUUACCUACGUUACAGGUUCACAAACCUAAGAGUGAGUGUUAUAUCAGGCUUAACGGGUGAGGACAGAAGUGACUUUUCAUAUAGUGUUAUCAAAGAUGUUCAGGUUGUUCCAAGGUUUAUUGGUGAAUGGGGUGAUAUUGUUAUUACAUUAAAAGAUGGUACUAAGGUUGAUCUUAGGAGUGUUCCUAAGUUUAGAGAAAUUGCCAAGUAUUGUUUGUCUAUGAAGGAGAAGAAUUCUAAGGGUUUGGAUCAAUCUGGUCCUAAAGGCUUUUGAUUUAUUUUUUUGGUACAGAGACACACUGCACAUUCAACAUCUUCAUUUGAGCCAUGGUUGUGUUCAUAAUUGCAUAUGUCAUACAUUUCUCCAAAUAUUGGAAAAUUAGAAUCAUGAAGCUUGUAGAAGGGAUAAUAUGUAAGAAUAUCUAAUACCCAUUUUAGAUGAGUAUAUACUAUAGUUAAAUAUUUCAUGAUCAUGAUCAUGGUGAUGGUUAAGUUGGAGGUAGAGAAAUAACCAAUAUGAUUGCAGGAUUCUUGGCUA